AUGGAGCCUCAACCAGCCGAAGCUGCCAGCACAGCCCGGCUCCCAGGUCUGCUGGCCCGAGGCCGGCGGCCACCACACCCCCCCACCCUGCACAUGGUCAUUGAGGCGCUGCGGGCCCAGGAUGAGAAGAAGGGCACCUCUGUCAUUGCCAUCAAGCAGUUCAUCCUGGCCAAGUACCCCACUGUGGACCCCAUCCGCCUCAAGUACCUGCUGAAGCGGGCGCUGAGCAAGGGGCUGAGCUGUGGGGACCUGGUGCGGCCCCGCAACUCCUCCGCCAUGGGGGCCACCGGCCGCUUCAAGUUAGCCCCUGAGAAGCUGCGGCACAAGCAGCCACCGGGCCAGGCGGAUCCUGACAGAGGAGAGGUCCCAAAGCCAGGAUGGAAAGGGACCGCCAAGCCCCCCCGGGCCCCUGCGGCGGGUGCGCGACAGCAAGGCGCUGUGGAGGAGAAGCCGACAGCGGUGAAGCGGAAGCCGAGGGCAAAGCCCAUAGAUGCCCGGCUGCCAGCGGCAGCGAAGCCCAGGAGCAAUGGAAUGAAGACCCUGCAGGCUGCCAGCCGCCCCCGUGCCCCUGGCAAAGGGCGUUCAGGGCCCCCUGCGGCUCCGGCUGCUGAGGGUGCAGGAGGGGGCGAUGGUGGCAGCCCUGUGGGUGCUGGGGCAAAGGGGUCCCGAAAGGCCCCAGUGGGAAAGAGCAAGGGGAAGGCACCCAAGGGGGUACAGCAAGAUGCCCCCAAGGCGAAGCAGGGUCAAGGCAAGGCGAGGAAGCCCCGGGCAGCCCUAGGAGCCGGCCAGGGGGAGGCUGGGCUGCGGAAGGCAGCCCCAGCAGGCAGGAAGGCUCAGUAA
Nipponia nippon (crested ibis) is the source of this 840-nucleotide messenger RNA. The record is from RefSeq and is a predicted model, not a curated record. Lineage: Eukaryota; Metazoa; Chordata; Aves; Pelecaniformes; Threskiornithidae.